Molecule: messenger RNA, 594 nt
Organism: Linum trigynum
Lineage: Eukaryota; Viridiplantae; Streptophyta; Magnoliopsida; Malpighiales; Linaceae
Source: the annotation of a GenBank genome assembly
AUGAGCUCAAAGAAACCAUCAAGGGAGGAGGAACUCAUCAAUCAGGCACUCAAGCAGAUAGACUGUGUCAUGGCUACCUGCCGCAUGAUGAUUACGUCGUAUGACAAAUCCAUGUUAGCAACACGACCAUCGCCGCCGGAAGUCAAGACCCUAGCUGCCAUUGAAGAGGAGGAGAUCUCCAUUCUACCCGUAGCAACCCAAAAGGUACAUGCUGCAGCUGAGAGCACGCCAUCGGUGAUCAUGGCACCUCCAUUGGCUGCUCCUGUCGCCCUCAUCGCAAAACCACAACAACCUCUUGUCGAUGCCGCGAAACAUUCCACACCGCCAGAAAUCGAGUUUAUUGCACGCUUGCCACCUGGGAGGAGCCUGAGCACCGCCAAACCCGUUGUAGCAACUUCCGAUCAGGUACAGAAGGCUGGAUCCAUGGUAAUAUUAAGAGAGUUUAAUUCUCUACUAUUGUUUCCACGUAUCAGGAAUGACGUGGGUGACUUGUGGCGAGGAAUUAAGGGAGGUAGCUUCCGUGAUUUGUUGAUUGUUGAUGACCAAGUUGGGACACCUCAUGGAGAGGUCAAAUUAAUUGCCAAGAUUCACUAA